GCUGCUUUUGCUGCAUGCUGCUGAUUAGCUCGUAGAAACAGCGGACAUAUACAACUUAGGGAUUCCUUUUGCAUUCACAAUUGUGCAGGACUGACUGUUUCUUUCUCAGUUGUGAAAUGUCCUUUUCAAAAUGAGGAGUAUCAUUUGCAAUAGCACCCAGUGGACUGACAAUACAAUGUUGACUUUGGUGAGCAAGAAACCUCACUGUUGCUGUCGUGCAUAGUUUUUCGGGUGUGGAGAGGCAGUGGAUUUUUUACUGUACAGUCUGCUUCAACUGCAGAAGAAUGUCUGUUGAAAAGCGUGCACUCCUCGAGCAAAAGCAGCGACGUAAACGUCAAGAGCCGUUAAUGGUACAGCCCAAUCCUGAGGCAAAGCCCCGGCGUUCCAAGCCUAAGAGAAAUGAAGAGCAGGCUCCACUUGUCGAGUCCAGACAUAGUAUCACCAGUGAUGUCAUUCUUGAUGGUAUUGAUGGUCCUGCGGCAUUCAUGGUGCCAGAGCCAACAGACCUCAAUAACAAAGUUCAGAUGCUCUCAGUGAGUGAGUCCCCACCAGCUGAGGAUUUGGAACGUGAUGGUGACAAGGAGACACUACUUGAACACUCAUCUAAGCUAGAUAUCCAAGAGGUUUUACAGAAACGAGCUGAAAAACACCAGGAGAAGGUGCUCCAGCCAGCUGAUGACACUGCAGAAAAAGGGUCCAUAGAUGAGGUACCUGUGGGGCCACAGGCCCCCUUGUCUGCCCGAGAGAAAUUGAUACAAUCAGGAAUAUCUGGAAGCUUGAACUUCGAUGAAGACAACAGUGAAGAUGAGGGAGAGAGUGCCAGAUCUCUCUCUCCUCAUGCAGAAAUCCAGCGACCAGCAUCUGCUUCAAGUACUAAAUCUAACACGGAAAAAGCAGCAUCUGGUUCCCCUCAAUUGGAUGGACCAACUAUUGAUGUUGAGAAUCUAGAAGAGUUUGCUCUAAGGCCAGCUCCCCGUGGUAUUACUGUGAAGUGUCGUAUUACAAGAGACAAGAAAGGCAUGGACCGAGGAUUAUAUCCUACUUAUUUUAUGCAUUUGGAGAAGGAUGAUGGUAGAAAGGUGUUUCUACUUGCUGGCAGGAAGAGGAAGAAGAGUAAAACAUCUAAUUAUUUAAUAUCUAUAGAUCCUACAGAUCUCUCCAGGGAAGGAGACAGUUUUGUAGGCAAGCUGAGGUCUAAUCUGAUGGGAACAAAGUUUACUGUGUAUGACAAUGGAUCAAAUCCAAACAAACCACAGACUGUUCUUGAGGAGGGCAACACACGGCAAGAGCUUGCUGCCAUAUGCUAUGAAACCAAUGUCUUGGGUUUCAAGGGACCACGAAAGAUGACAGUGGUAAUUCCUGGGAUGAGCAUUAAUCAUGAAAGGGUUCCUUUCCGACCCAGGAAUGAUCACGAGAGCUUGUUAACUAAGUGGCAGAAUCAUUCUCUGGAAAACCUGAUUGAGCUGCACAACAAGGCCCCAGUAUGGAAUGAUGACACUCAAUCAUAUGUACUCAACUUCCAUGGCAGGGUAACGCAAGCUUCAGUGAAAAACUUCCAGAUUGUUCAUGAAAAUGACCCUGACUACAUUGUAAUGCAGUUUGGCAGAGUGGCAGAGGAUGUCUUCACGCUAGACUAUAAUUACCCUAUGUGCGCCUUGCAGGCCUUCGCCAUUGGACUAUCCAGCUUUGAUAGCAAGUUGGCUUGCGAGUGACGGGGGCAGGAUCCCCCUCGAAGCAAAAAAAAGACUUCAGUAACAACAACCUAUCUUGUGCUAGGUUAUUGUUUGAUUUUUAUCUACAAGGAAAUGUUAUUUAUUUUGCAGCAGUGCAUUUUGUUACAAUCGUGAACUAGUUAUAUGAAAUCAUUUUUAGAAAAACAAAAAUUUACAUACACUAAGAAGAGACAUUUGAUGAUAACUGUAAAUCAUGCAGCCUAUAUCAAGCAUUUUUUACUAAAUAAAAUCCAUGUAUUGUUUAUAUGCUUUUCAUUUUUGGUCACCUAGAAACUGUGUUUCAGUGCUCAUGUUUAGUUUGUUUAGAUUGUUUCUCAGUCCUGCCAAUAUCAGCGUCAAGGCAGGGGGAGAGAAAGGCUUGCCCAUGAAUGUAUAUAUUUUAUUAGCCAACAGCAGAGCUAACACUACAAGUACGUCUAGCUCCUUAUGGAGUAUUGCAUUUGCAAUACUGCAAUUAUUAGUUUAACUUGAAAUGUGUCUAUAAUAAGUCCAAAUGUUCGACGUACAGCCUAUUCUCAUUUAUGGUUUAAUUAUGUGAUUAUUCUGCCUCAUUUCUUGUGAAGCUGUUUAAAAGUCACUGCUAAUGCUUGCACCUCAGUGGUAAAUGCAACAUAUUAACACAUUUUAAAAGACACUUUAUUUGUAAAAUCAAACCUAAAUAAAAAUUUGAUAAAUCAUUACCAAAAAACAUUUUUAUCGAUCCAAAAUGGUGCUUCACUUUGUCCUGUUUAAAUUGGACUAUACAUUUUAAAUGUUUUUCUUUCUUUAACGUCAGUGCUUUCUGUGUCAUGAGAGAAGUGAGGUAUUUAUUCUAUUUUCUUAAAAUUAAAACACUAUUAUGCUCUCAGUUUUCUGCCUGUUUUGUGUAAUUCAAGCCCAAGGUCCACCUUGAAAGCUUGUUAAUCUGUUUAAUGUUUUGCUUUUUUUUCCCUUCUAUAAAAGUAUUUUGAGAUUAUUGUGUGCAUUCAUUGAUUGGGGUGACAAAUCACCUUUUUUAUUUAUUUCCCUAAAGUAUAAUUUAAUAUGAUGUUGAAUGACUAAUUAUAUUUUAACAUCUGCUCCCUGUACAGUAUAUCUAAAAGUAGGUGAAAGCUGUGUACAUUUAAUUACUGCAAUUUGUAAUUUUAAUUAGAAUUCUCAAAUACUGUAAGUAACACAAUCUGGCGCGUACUAAGGUCUUUAAACACAUCUGUUUUUCUGGUUUAUUUAACCAUUGCCUCUCAGCCUGUUUUUACAUUUUAGUACAUCUAGCACAUGGUUUGCACUGACAAAUAUACAACUAUUUCAACAAGAUUGUUUAUUUUAUAAAGAACUUUUUUCAAAGUGAACACCUUUUGAAUAUACAUACACAAGUAUGUAUAUUGUAUAUAUGGUGCAUUACAAAAUUGUUCAGACUCUUGAGUAAUUUUACGUUAGGAAAAAAAUCUUAAGAAAUAAAAAAAGGAAAAAUGCUGUGUCCAUAAGUAUUUAAUACCUGUGCCCAGCAUUCAAAUCUUUAAGUCUUUUUGGUUAAGUACUGUAAGUAGUAGCUUUGCACACUUCCAGGUUGUUCAGGUCCUGUGAAUUCGCAGUUUUCAAACAGUUCCACAGAUUCUCCGUUUGAUUGACAAUCAGAGCUUUGACUGAGCCAUGUUUAAGACAUUUGCCUUUUCUCCUUGAGCCAUUCCAAGUCUAUUUUGUCCUUGUCAUUUCGGAUCAUUGUUCUCCUGAACUGUUGCCCAAGCAUUUUUUUUUAAUGUUGUGACAGCAGAUGGCGCUAUUCCAGCGCUUAACCCGACAUUGAGGGAUGCAGGAGGCACACUUAUAAAAACACAAAUGUUUUUUAUUUGUUCUUUGCUCGUGUGGAACGUCUUCCCCAUCCCCAUGAGCACACAACACUGUCCCCAAAGCAUUCUACAAUUCUUACUCCUCUUCUCUCUAUCUCCACCAUUCCUGUCCGGCAAGCUUUGUCCACUACCACCCAACUCUGGCUCCCGGAGUACUGUCUGCUGGUCCCUUAUAUAGGUCACCCGGAAGUGCUCCAGGUGCUCGUUGAGCUACUUCCGGCAGCAUUUCCGGGUGUGGUGGAAGAACUGGCCACACGUGCUCAGGAAUAAUUGCAGCACACCCUGGCAGCUCCCCUGGAAUUCCAAUUCUCAUGAAGCCCUGCGGGAGUCCGAAGUACCGCUGCUGUCCAGCAUUCCAGGGGAGGUGUGCUCUGUCCACAUUUGCUCCCCUGGUCCUUCCAAGGCUUAGUCAGCCCCAGCCAUCCAUGUAAAUGUAUAGGGUCAUUUUUCAGUAUUUAUAUGUAUUUUACACAAUUUAUUUUUCCUGCUUUAGGCAGCUCAUCCGAAAUGUUUCCACCACCGUACUUUACCAUAGGUUUUUUUGUUUUCUUAUAUGUGGGCAAAUACUACAUUGCCAAAUAUCUCUUUGAACUUUAGCAAAAUAGGCUCUAUUUUGUUUCAUCUGACCACAAAAAAUUUUCCCCUAUCACAACUGAGUCUCACGAUUUUUCUUUGUUUUUUUUUUUAAAAGCGCUGAACAUGCUUUCAGGUGUUUUUUAGCACCCAGGUUGACAAUAGUUUGUUCCCUUUUCCUAAUUUCUGGAUUUAUAUUUUAUCUUUUAUCUUUUUUGGAUAGUUCUUUAGUCUUCAUCCUCACAGCUGGUAUGCAGAAUUACAACCUGAAUAAAGAUGCCUUAACUGUGGUGUUUAUAUCCAGAAAAUGUCAGUUAUUUAGAUGAUUUAUUUGUUUGGCAACCAUUUGUCACCUGUGUCAAGUCAGUUUUCACAAUUUAGGCAUUAAAUAUUUAUGCAACCCAGGGCGUUUCCUUUUUUCAUUCUUAAGAUUUUUGUCUAACACAAAACAAUUUAAUAUGAAAUGGUAAUUUUGAGUUUUGUUGCUUUUCAAUAAAAAUCUCAAAGAAAAACAACAUUUCUGUAUACAAUGUGUAAUUAAUUCACUAAAAUGAGAGAAUCGACCAAGAGUCUAAAUACUUGUGUAAAGUUUAUAAACUUCUGCAGUAAGAGCACUUGAUUGAGUGACUUUAUCAAACAAGUGGUCAGGUUUGAGUAGCUACAUUUCAUCUGUAAUAAAAUAUAUUUUAUCGGGGUGGCUGAUUGUGUUCAAAAUUUAAUAACUAUAAGAUCUUUUAGUCACUGAAACAUUGCAUAUAACCUUUCAUUACAAACUGCACCACAAGAUACUUGCUUCCAGUACUUUUGUUUUUCUUUUUUUUCUUAAUUUAAUAAUGUCCUGACUGCAAUGUGGAGAAUUAAAGGACAGAAAGGAACUAAGACUAGACUAGACUCUACAGCAAUGUACAUUUUGUGUAACAUGAUGAUUAUUACACAGAAAGAACUGAUUAUUACUUAAUAGCUGUAUUUACAGCUUCACUUGUGCUGUGAUAUUCACUUUAUUUCCAUUUAUAUUAUUUAAAUUGCUGUUCUCGUAAUAAUGUUGCAAAAAACUUGGACAGCAUUAGUUCCUAAUUUUAAUACCAAUUAAGUUAAGACAAUAUAUUGGAUGGCAUUGCCACUUUUGCCAUUCACGCCCCACUCCUUUUUGCAGAAAUAUAUACGCUAGUGUACAGGGUGAUUUGUCCAGGGUGCUAGUGCCUUAUGUUUGUGUCUGUAGCUCCACAGAAACUCCAUUUACUUGUAAAUAAUAUCUCAAAUUGCGGUCUAGUCUGCUUAAGUAUAUACCCAAAAAAUCCCAAACAAACAGUAUACGCUAUAAAACUGUAGUGCAGGGUGAGUCAAAAAGAAGUACCACAUUUCAAACAUUUAUUCUACAAAAAUGCUACAAGAAUAAAUUACGACAUAAGAAAGGGUAUACAAGAUAGAUUUUUUUUCACUGUGUUUUAAAAAUGAUGUCUUCAAGGUAGUGGCCAUCAUUAGCGAUACACUCUUCAAGACGAUUUCUGAACUCUCGCAUGACUUGUUUGGCCAUUUCAAGGGGAAUAGCAGUAAUUUCAUGGCAAAUAGCGUCCUUGAGGGCUUCUGGGUUUUGAGGCCGGUGUGUAUAUACCUUUGACUUGAGAUAGCUCCACAAGAAUAAAUCUCACUGUGCAAGAUCCAGUGAACGUGAAGGCCACCUGACAUUGCCGUGCAGGGAGAUCAGCUUCCCCAGGAACAUCUCCUACAAAACUUGCAUGGAUCUCCACGCCAUAUGAGCUGUUGCUCCAGCCUAUUGAACCCAGGCAUCCACCACAUCUAUUUCUUCCAGUUGGGGCCGCAAAAAGUUCUCUAGCAUUUAGUGUAACGUUCUGAAGUGACGGUGACUGUUGCUCCCCCCUCCUCAAAAAGGUAAGGGCCUACAAUGCCAAAUUCUACAACAGCGCACCAAACUGUAACAUGCACACUUUGCAGGGGUUUCUGAUGAAGUUCACGAGAGUUGGUUUCAGUGCAAUAGCAAAAGUUUUACUUAUUUACUAAACCAUUCAAAUGGAAAUGUGCCUUGUUGCUGCACAUGAUGAUGGCGGUUUGCAGAAUGUUUGCGCACAACUCUCUACUGCUCUCUCAGGCUCUCUCAGUGAGUUCCUGCACUACCAUCAUUUUGUAUGGAUGGAAAUUAAGGUCCUCAUGCAUAUUCCUCUUCAAAGACGUGUUGGAAAUGUCUAAGGCAGAAGCGCGUUUGCGCGCUGAACAUCUAGGAGACUGCAAAAUCGAUGCCCUUACAGCUUGGAUGUUUUCAGGCAUUCGUACAGUCCGAGGACUGCCAGGAGAUUUUUCUGUUCAAUGUUGAACCUGUCUGUCUAAAUUUAGCCACCCACUGAAAAAUUGUUUUCAGAUUUGAGACAUCACUGAUUAGAUGGAAUGCUGAACUGCGUUCGGAAGGCGCAUUGCGUAGUGAUGAUGGAUUUGUUAUUUUUGAAGAAUAGCUUCAACAGCGAAAACAUGGUGCGCACCAGAGGAAGGCAUGUUGCUGACUGACAACUUACAUGGGAUCACCUAUCAAAGGACCCCCACCCCAACCCACUCGGCUGCCUCUACCUUGCCCAAUGUCCUUCAAAAAUGUGGUACUUCAUUUUGGCUCCCCCUGUAUUAUUUAUACACUACUAGCUGAGAAAAACAGGCUUUGUGAAAACAAGAAAUUAAAAUGCACAAUGCUACAAUUUGGUUCCAGAUCAGAAAGAACUGCUCUCUCUCUGUCCUGAAAAUGUUUAAGUUUCAGAUCAACAUGUGUACUUUAACUGUAGCCUUAAUUUCUAAGUUUGCUGUGCACAACCUUAAAAUUCACACAUGCAAUGGCUACUGAUCUCUUUACUUACUUACUCUCGACAUAAUUUUUAAUUAACCUAAAAACCAAGCAUCACUAGGGCCUUUCAUUUGUACGCAAGUAAGAAUAAUAUUGUGCCUUGUCUUAAUUAUUUUUUAAAUUUGAAAUAAAUACUUGAUCUAUUUUCAGAAACAAAAAAUAAAUCUUAUUUUGAUAUUUUUGCUUUCAGCCAGUUAAAGGCAGUAAAAGUAUCAUGGUAAAUGUUUGAUAAAAUAAAAUGUGUUUUGCCCCUUCCAGAUAACUGUAAAAAAUAUUUCUACAUUCCCUGACAGAAUGUGCACUCUGAAUUCUACAAGAUAAAUUUGAAUGUUUGUGUGCUCUGUAUUAAAGAAAUUUUUUAAAAGGGUCAAAUUACAAAAUGUAUUUUGCCAAUAACAAUGGUAUAUUUGCAGUAUUUUUUGUUUGUUUGUUUUUAACCCGGUCACUGAUUUUUAGGUAUCAGUUGUAAGUAGGUUGAAUAGAAUGAAUAAAAGAUCAUGGACAUCAGUUUGUGAAGCUUGUGGUGUCAUUGUAAUGGGAAGGCAGAAUUCAGUGUACAGUAAAUCAUAAAAAACUGGAUUUUUUUUUCUUUUAUGUUAGAUAUGGUAUAUUUACAUCAUGUUAAUUAAUACUCCUGUAUAGACAUUAUGAAAGUAGAAACCAGUAAAUGAUGAUGAAUUAAAAUGCAUUUAUUGGAUACUGUUUAAAUAUGUACUUUUAAUUCAUGACUCAUUGGUUUGAGUCUACAGUUACUCCUUCUUAGGAAUAAAACCAAAAAAAAAUUUUUACAUUGUUUUAUUUGUAUAGAUCCUUUAUGACACUAAAUUGGAUUAUGCAGGUUUCAGAGAUGAUGGAUUAUGGUGUUAGUUCCUUAACUUGGUACAGAGCUGGAAACUGACAAGGCCACGGAUAAUAGUCGGAGGAAUACAUCUGGCAGGUACACUGAGAAGUUUUAUAUUUUGGUAGCCUGACACUAUGAAGCAGUUAAGCGACCUAUAACUCUUCAUCAUGCAUUUUGUUACUGUCGGUUUCUUGAAACCCUUCUGAACCAACAUCCAUUUAAAAUGUGAGUGCUGCAAGCAUGUAGAAUAACACAAAAUGUUGUGGCAUAAUGAUGAAAUUUGAUUUAAAAGUCGAUAGAGUAUUUUUAAAAUGGCAUCAACAUUUGCUAUUUUUUCCUGCAAUAAAUUGGAAAAUCCAGAUGAAAAUACAAAAAUAUAAUCCAGCGUUUACAAUAUAGUCUAAACAAGGCCUCUUAAAGAAGCAAUGUUUAGUUAAAGUUCAUCUGUUUUUUGGUUGUGAUAAUCUCAAGAAAAAAUUGCAUAACUUUAUCUCAACAAACUUCAUCUCACCAUAACUAACUAAAAAAAUUAAAUUUGGAUAAUCUUGAUUUAUCCUGUAUUAUUUUAUAUAGCAAAUCGUAUCUGUCUUUGUUGCAUGUCAUUGAAACAUACAUUGUGUUGCCGUUUAAGAAAAAAAUUAUGUUAAUAAUUAGGAAUUAAACUGUAAUGCACUAUGAGUAUCUUGCUUUGCUUUACAAGAAUCCUGUAGCAAAUUUAUUUUUAUUUGGUAUCAUUUUAACUCAUUAACAGAUACUACAUUACUGUAAUUUAUUUUACUGCAGAGGUGUGCCAGUGGUGAGAAAUAAAGAUAGUUCCAGAUGUUGUUUUCUGCACCCUAGUUAAUUCCACAUGCCUUUAUGUGCAGAGAUGCUACAGAGGCAAUAAGUAGAAGAUGAAUUACCGUACUAUUGCCAGAGACAGUGCAGCUACUGCUCAACCAUGAAAAGAUCUCAAAGGUAAAAUGUUCGACAUAGUGUUAAGACAUUUUUACAAGAGAGAUUAUUAUUUUGAAACAUUUUAUACUAUACAAUUUUGCUAUCUCCCCUAAGUGAGCUUUGUGGCUUUGUCAAAUUCUAAAUUACUUAUAUUUUACUUAAAUUAAAAAAAAAAAAAGAAAACACGAUUGCCUUUUCCAUAAAUUUCCGGGCUUUCUGAAACAGCUAAUUUACAAAGAAGCAGUCCAUCAUACUCCUCAAAUAAUGGCCAUAUUUCAGCCUGUGGUUUGCCUUCCAAAUGAAGAUACUCUCAAAAA
Molecule: messenger RNA, 9068 nt
Organism: Erpetoichthys calabaricus (reedfish)
Lineage: Eukaryota; Metazoa; Chordata; Cladistia; Polypteriformes; Polypteridae
Gene: tulp3
Product: tubby-related protein 3
Exons: 11
Coding region: 285-1712 (475 amino acids)
Biological process (GO): protein localization to cilium
Cellular component (GO): cilium
Source: RefSeq, a predicted model, not a curated record